This is a messenger RNA of Epithele typhae, 1017 nucleotides long. RefSeq lists its product as uncharacterized. The transcript is spliced from 2 exons. Gene Ontology annotation, molecular function: protein binding. Lineage: Eukaryota; Fungi; Basidiomycota; Agaricomycetes; Polyporales; Epitheliaceae. The record is from RefSeq and is a predicted model, not a curated record. Bases 1 to 1017 code for a protein of 338 amino acids.
AUGGUGGUACAGGCGAACACACCUCUGGGUCACCGCGGCGAACCCUGGUUCGAAGACGGAAACAUCGUCCUUCUCGUCGUGGACACGGAUUCCGACACAACCGUUGCAUUCAAAGUCCACCGAGGAGUCCUUGCGCGACAUUCCGAGAUCUUUCAGUCAAUGUUCGAGAUCCCCUCACCCACCCUGGAGAACGUUGAGAUGGCCGAUGGAUGCCAGGUUGUGCGCAUGCACGAUCGGCCGACCGAACUGAGCGCACUCAUCCGCGCGCUGUACGACGGAGCAUCGUUUCUACAUCGCGGGAUCGAGGACUUCUACAACGUCGCGGGCAUCCUCCGCCUCGCGACCAAGUACUUCGUCGCCCAUCUUCGAAGAGAGGCCAUCAAAUAUCUCCUCGAGAUAUGGCCGCACACAAUACAGGGCCAUGACCGCUUCAUCGAGCGGGCCGUCAGGGCACCGCUCGUGGGUGAUCUCACGUACCCGUACGUGCACCCUCUCCACGUCCUCAACCUUGCCCGCGAGACGCACGUCAACAUCAUCCUCCCCUCCGUGCUCUACUUCCUUUCCCUCUACGACCUCGCCGACCUCCUUCGGGCUGACCACCCCAAGCUUCUUGUCAAGCAUCCUUCGCAGCCGUCCAGUCAAAUGUCUCCUCGCGACGUCAAGGAUUACACCCUCAUGUACCAGCAUAGGCUGCAAAUCGUCUUAGACUUCAUCCGCAAAGGAUGCUCCGGACGCGAGCCGGCGAAUACAUGUCAGAGCACUACCGGACGGUGUCAGAAAGGCUUCAUCCGCUUAGGCACACGUCUAUCCCAGUCCUGGGUCCCUCGAAUCGGGCCUCUACACUACAUGGUGCAAGCGGUAGAUCAUCUGGGUGAAGAUCAAGAUAUAUGCGCGCAAUGUCGAAGAUCGUUCAAACACGAUACCCUCAGGCUACGUGACAAGUUGUGGGCCGGUCUGCCGGCGGUUCUCGGGCUGCCAUCAUGGGAGGAGCUGGAGAAGAGCGAUAUGGCAACUUGA